Molecule: messenger RNA, 486 nt
Organism: Didymodactylos carnosus
Lineage: Eukaryota; Metazoa; Rotifera; Eurotatoria; Philodinida; Philodinidae
Source: the annotation of a GenBank genome assembly
AUGCCAAAUAAAAGUGUACUUAAAAUUAUUGGUCCAGCCUAUUCAAACGAAGUACCAUUCAUUUUAUCAUAUACAGCUAGUGUUGGUAUACCGUAUGAUGCAACAAAUUCUGAUUUAUCCAACACAAAUAAAUAUUCAUCGUCUUAUUAUCUUAUACCGUCAGAUCAGUUAAAAACAAGUUUUAGUAGCAAUAGCUAUCUGUAUACUUUUUGUUGUUCAUUUUAUGAAACAACACGAUUAGAGGAUGCUGAAUAUGAUGAUGUACAAAUACAACCUAGAAAACAACAACCUUGUUGUACUGGAAAACCUGAAGGAAGAUAUCAUGUGCACAAUUGUGGUGGGAAAUGUUGUUCCGAUGAUUCUAUACAUCAGCCAGGAAUGGGAAGAAUUGGCACGGUUAGUGUAAGACAAACGAAAGAUUUAGAUGGACAAGAUAUAUGUGGUUAUUGUUUUCCAAAUUAUAUUUCUAAAUGUAACGUCAAUUGA